Molecule: messenger RNA, 745 nt
Organism: Rubroshorea leprosula
Lineage: Eukaryota; Viridiplantae; Streptophyta; Magnoliopsida; Malvales; Dipterocarpaceae
Source: the annotation of a GenBank genome assembly
ACCCAACGUAUUUAUAUUUCAAGACAUGUUGUUUUUUAUGAAUAUUAUAUGCCAUAUACUGAUCUAACAAAACUUUCAAGUAUUCUUAGUACAGAUGGGGAACUUUGCACAUAUCCUGAUCAUGUUGAGUGGUGCCAAUCUAAAUCAAACCUACAGCCAUCGAAGCACUUGGAUAAGCAACCAUCUACAUCUCAGAUGCCUUCCCGAUUUACUAUCAUCACUAAUGAGGGAGAGAACACUGAUUGCACCAAAGACUCAACAAGAACUGAACCUGAGAUGGCAACGGGAAUAUCACACUUAUGUCAAGAAGAAAUUAAUGCUUCUUCUAAAGAAGAUGGUGUUCAAUUCCAUGGUGCUACAGAAGAAUCAGAUUCCUCUCAAUCACUUAUCGGAGCACCUAAUUCAAAUCACCUUAUAACAUCAAAUGGAAAUCAAUCAACUAGAACAUCUGAAACACCUAUGUCAGGAGUUUCACCACCAGUACAUAAUGCUAAUUCAGUAUCUAAUCACCCUAUGAUGACCAGGACUCAAUCAGGGACUCAUACAGGACAUGUUCAAACUAAAUUUACCAAGCAUGCACAUACUAUGACAACUAAUGACUCAUCUUUGAAUCUUGUAGGUCUGCAUACUCAAGAACCUAAAUCAGUUCGACAGGCAUUACAGCUUCCACAUUGGGUUAAGGCAAUGCAAGAAGAACUAGAUGCUCUUCAAAAGAAUUGAAAAUCCUGCAUGUGGACUCAACGCA